AUGCUUGCUUCAGAACUGCCGUUUGAGAUUUUAUCGCGUAUCGCUAACUUAGUGGUUUCCGGCGACAAAUUGGCUGGCUCUGUUACAUGUAAAGCAUGGAGAGCCCCUUUUGAAGAAGUAUUGUGGGGGAUCGUCAAUAUAACUACCCAAGAAAAGUUGGAUACCGCAUGCGGAAUGUCUCCAGGAGCAGAAAGAAUUUAUGGAUAUCGUAGAGCUUAUGUCCGAGAACUAAAUAUAUCUACAGCUAAUUUCUCUGAUGAAAAGGACCUUCUUACACUACAACAACGUUUCCCGAAUUUGCAGCGCCUUUUCAUUGACGAAGGUUGCCUUGGUGGCAUCCGUAUCGGGAAUAUAUCAAAUUGGAACCUCUGGGGAACCUUGACGAAGUUAAACAUUAAUUUAUCACAAGUAACAAAUCCAGAUGUCAAAACAGAACUUCUUAAGAUUCUGAAAAGCUUGCCACAUCUCGAUCACCUGGAAUCAGUUUGCAUAAGGAACUGCGAAUCAAUAUCUUUUACGUUGGAUGAAUUUGCGGAACUCAAUUCCUGUGUACAUGAACUGAAUACCCUUAUCCUAAGUGCCACCUGCCUUCCGCUCUCUCCGACUGAUGUGGCUCGAAUCCCCACAUUAAACCAACAGUCUAAAGUCAAGAUGAUAACAUUUUACGGAACACUUUUUGAUUCUCGAUGGAUUUGUUAUUUUGCGCGCAAGUAUCCUAAUCUGGAGAAACUGGCGUGGAUAAGCAUAGAUCAAGUUGAGACAUUAGAUCUACAUCAAGAAGAAACUAUUUCUAUCCUGAAAUCCCUUCCAAAUGUGUUUCAACACCUCAGCCAUAUCAGUAUCCGCACUACCGGGAGUACAGAACAACAACACCUAAUUUAUUGGAAUAUCCUUUCUCAGUUUAACAUCCCUAUCAAGGGUCUAACGCACAUAUUCUCUCCUCCUAUCAUCAAUAUCGAACUACUACAAAGUAUUGUUCAGAGCUCGACACAAUCAUUCUCGUCCACAAUCGAAACGCUCACUCUUCAAAGAGAUGAAAGAGGUUUCGAAAUCCAGGAGAUGACAACAACGAUUGUCGGGUGCCCGCAUCUUGUUGAUUUGAACAUUCAUAUUUGUGGCUCUGCUGUCUCAGUUAACGUCAUUUUAGAUCGGUUCCCAGCUCUGAAGAGACUCGAUGUUUUUAAUGGAAUCAUGAUUAAUUCUGGACAUUUAAACAACCAAUCUUUGGACCACGGGUUAAGAAUGGUCAAGGCAUCAAAAGGAAGUUUGAAUGUAUCAGCAUUUUCUUAUCUGUCCUUUAACUGCAAAUAUCUAGAGUACAUAUAUUUAGAUGGCAUGAUUGUAUUUGGUCCUAUGGAUGAAGAAUCGGGAAAGGUUGAGCUCGACAUGUCUUGGUCUAAUAUUCACCUCUUACGUUUGUACGAUAUCCGUUUCAAAGUCUCCCAAUCCAACUUUGAUAGUAAAAACUUAAUUAACCUAAUGGAAAUUCGGGAGAAAAGGCUUUUUUGCGAGGACAGCAAGGCAGAUGAAGGGGGACCAGCUUCGGAUAAUAGUACAAUGUGGUCGAAUUGGUAUCAUAUUUUUGGAGGCCUGGACGAUGAUCUAUUUGAGACAUGGAAUAUGCGACAGCUAUAUGAGCGCGAAUUCGGUGAGUCUAUCGAGUUCUUCGAUAAUUAUGAGCAUAAUAAAAAGGUUGGAGAUACAUCAGUGGAUUCCCGUGACAGUAAUGGACUGGUGAAAAUGGAUGAUUGGAGAAGCGAUUUUUAUCGAGGAAACUUUUCGUGGAUAUUCCAAUCCUUGAAUAGGAUAGUUUCUGAAGAUAUUAAUGUAAUCGAUACUUGUAUCUGGAAUCAAGUUUACGAUAAUUUAGAUUGA
Messenger RNA from Phycomyces blakesleeanus NRRL 1555(-), 1875 nucleotides. RefSeq lists its product as hypothetical. The record is from RefSeq and is a predicted model, not a curated record. The transcript has a single exon. The coding region runs from base 1 to 1875 and encodes 624 amino acids. Lineage: Eukaryota; Fungi; Mucoromycota; Mucoromycetes; Mucorales; Phycomycetaceae.